AUGUCCGAACGAUCGUGUCCAGUCUCCGGCUCCGUUGGAGGAAAGUGCCCAGCCGGUCAUACUGGUUCAACGAGGAGUAACAGCCAGAUGGGCCCUCGAGGCUGCGCAUUUUCGGGCUACGGCCAACCAGGAGAUAUUCAUGCAGCAUUUGACAUUCCACGAGGUGUUGAUGCCGAAGAAUGGCUCCGAAUGAGAGAACGCAAAUCAAUAAAUCAGUUGCUAUACAACGAAAUUCCGACGGUCCAGGAAAUUGACGCAGCAAAGACUCAAGCAGAAAUCGAUGCCUUCAAUGCCCAUGAAGCAGAUUUACUAGCCGUGGCGUUAGGAGCGCCAGCCAGACAAGUUAUGCUAAGAGCGGAGGAAAUCGGCCCUAAGACUGGCUGGCUUGAUGGUUAUCUCAGUUCAGAACACGGCUUUUGCCCUCCGGAUUAUGAAGAAGCUCAUGGCGCCUUAUUAAAAACUCUCGGCCGGAUAUGGUCUGAUCUUUGCGAACGAAUGCCAGGUUGCUGCGCGAGAGGACGUGUACUUGAGUCUGUUGCAGCGCUGCCUCUCGUGGAAGGCACAAAAGAUGUGAUCCCGGAUCAAGCGUUAUGGGCGGCGUUAGUAGCGCUGGGGAUGCUGUGUUCCAUUUACCGCUUCAAUUCCAAAUAUGACGGUAGUGAUGGAAUCACAUCUGCGAAGAUUAAGAUCAAGAAACCUAACGUACCUAUGGGCGAUGACCUCGGAGAGGAAUUAGUCGGCAUUCCCCGAUGUAUAGCGUUACCGUAUUACCAGAUCUCACGACGCAUGGGCCGCACACUUCCGCAUCUCACAUUCCCCGACCAGUCUUCUUACAACAUCAAAAUCAGAGAUCCCACCUCAACCUAUCCCUAUGUUGCGCGUUUCGACAACAUAGAUCUUCGAUGGCCUAUGUUCGGCGAGAAAGCCGAAAUAGCUUUCCUUAAGGGCUGCGCCGACACCUCAGCAUCCUUUCAGCAUGGGCCCGACGCAAUUGCUGCGUGUCAAGAACACGUUAUGAACAAGAAUGCCGAAGGACUUCUUCGCGAGAUGAUCCGACUAAAAGAAAUCCUGGAGCGCAUGCCUAACGCAUUUCAUUCGAUCAAUGUGAACCCCAAUUCAGGCGACAACUAUGUGCCGGUUCACCAGUGGGUUCGUUGGGCCAAAUUUUCUGCUCCAUUGUCAAGAAGAUGUCCAGCUUCUUCGGGGCUCCAAUUUCCCCCCUACUUGGUGAUGGACGCAUUUCUAGGCCGAAAAAAAUACACAUCCUUUCUCGGAGCGGAAGGUGUGCAUUUGAGGGCAUGGUUACCUUCCAACCUUCGAGCGUUCAUCGCAGCAAUCGAGUACCAUUACCGCAUUCCCGAAUUCGUCAAACAAUCAGGUGACCCACGACUCAUGGGUGUCUUGGACGGCAUCAUCGAAGCAUAUACGGGUGAACGAGGCUUCAUGGGCACGCAUCGGUAUAAGGUUUUCGGUAUCCUCGAGAUCGCCGCGAAGGCAGGCCGCACGGAAACCAACGGUCUUUCUGGUGCUGCUGAUGCGGGCCGUCCGUGGGAAGAAACUCAUAAGCAAUUCUCGGAUGCUAUGAAGGAGCGUCUCGAGCCAUAUCGUGGCAACCUUCCCGUUGAGCCAAACCAAAUGAGAGGCACUUUCGAAGAAUGCCGUUAUGUCACAAGGGUACUUAAUCGAUCAAAUGUCGACGCCGACCCAACCCGAUCGAUCGCUCUCGUUACUUUGGAUAUCCAGGAUACGGGAAUCACAUUUAUGCCUGGCGAUCGUCUCGCCAUCAUGCCUCUGAACAGCUGGGAAGAAUGCGCUAAGGUUGCUGCUGCAUUGGGUCUCGAAACCCAUCUGGACCAUCCGAUUGAAGUCACUGGUACUUGGUCUCGCUUCGAGCAACACCUAACAUCGGUGAGAAGGGCGAUAGUUGCAAAGAAGUUGACAGUAACCGACAUUCUACGUCGAGGUCACUUGGCACCUAUCACCAAAGAGCUUGCUCUGAAAGUACAUGGCUUACUUGCUGCUUCGUCAAAUACUGUCCUGCAAGUCCUGGCCACCGACGAAUGGCCAGUUCGAGGCUCGCUAGGCGAUUUAUUGCAGGACGCACUUAUGGAUACACCAGCCCAUAUCUGGGAUAAGGCAUUCACCCUAGGCAAUCUCUCUUGGCUGGUGGAUCUCGUCUCCAUUGAAGUGCCUCGCACCUACUCAAUCGCCAGUUAUACUGAUGAGCUUCUCCCUAGUACCGUUGACUUGGCAAUCUCUCGUGCUGAGUACAAACUCUGCUCAACAUUCUCUAAGCAUGAGGAUACAACUCGCGCUGGUGUUGCGAGUGGGUUCUUCAAUCCCCAUCCACCAUCAGACGACAUGGUGUCUGAUGACGAGAUCCUCGUUGGUGUUUCUCGACCUUUAGCUUUCCAACUUCCCUUAGACGGGAUGGCUCCCUGUGCAUUUUUCGCUGGUGGUAGUGGUAUUGCACCAUUCCGUAGCUUCUGGCAGUAUCGGUUGACCACCAGCGGCUUGUCCGGGGGUAAAAAUCAUUUGUAUCUCGGAGUCCAGUCGCGCGAGAAGUUCUGCUUCGAAGACGAAUUGAGGGAGUACAUCAACGCGGAUUUCAUGGAGGUUCAUGUGGCUUUCUCUAGGGAUUCUCGUGGUCUAGCAUACGACCCGCAAUCGCGUGACCUAGUUGAAAAGCAUAUCCCUCCACGCUACAUUGAUACCCUCAUCGUUGAGCAGGGCGCCACUGUCUCCGAGCUUGUUAUGUCAAAGAAACAGGGUGGCCUUGGUGGCUACCUCUAUGUGUGUGGCUCUGUAGCUGUCUUCGACUCCGUGAUGAAUGGGAUUCGCAAGGCAAUUUACACUCAUUGCACGGCGACCAUGGAAAACGUCGAUCUCAUCGUCAACAAAGCUUUUGCCGAGCGGAGGUUUAUGCUUGACGUUUUCAUGACCCCCAAGCCCCUCCCUUGUAACCUCCCAACCAUUCCAUUAUCACGACUUGCUCAACACACGGGUCAUAGACCCGGUUCACGAAUGUGGAUUGGAGUCCACGGAAAUGUGUACGACGUUACAGACUUUUGUCCCAUGCAUCCCGGAGGCACCCAGAUUAUCAAGUCGAAUGCCGGUGUGGACUGCACGAAGUCAUUUGAUAAUCUAGCACAUACCAACAACCCCGAGGUUGCCAGUCUUCUCACAAAGUAUUUCGUUGGGCAUCUUACGCCAAAGCCCGACUACCAAGGAGGUGAAGAGGAGAUUUCUACCCUUUACGACCUCUGGGCUUCAUACCUGCGCACCACAGUCGAGACACUAGUAGCACACCAAGUCGAAAUGCACGAAAUCCAAGGAGCAUCACUGAAGACAUCUUCAGCCCAUGAUCGUAUCGGAACCAUGAAUAUAUGGCUUCAUGAGGACCUCCCCAGUACCAUCGCCAUCCGCACCUUUUACGGUUACCAGAGCAGGUUACUUCAAAAGGGUUUCCCUGCUAUUUUCGGUGCGAAGCUACAGGAGCUUGUGCUCAAGCUAUCCUUCUCUAUAGCCAAUUCGGGUGGUGCGAACAUUCAGCUUCCUGAUGUGCUGGGUGCGGUAGCUCGCGCAAAUACAAGUUCUGAUGCUGUCAGCUGUACCAACGAGAUAGCUCUUGUUGGUCAGUUCAUUACUGGUGGCGAGGGUGAUCUUCGGUUUCAAGAACGUGGUGUCUUCGCCUAUGCUGCUAAGAGUGUGGAAUUAGAUAUCGAGUUGCUCGAGGAUCUUCGUCAAGAGAUUGGUACUGGUAUGGAUGCAUUCGACAGUAUCGCUACCAGUUUCGGCUCGCCCGACAGGAUACAGGACCCGGAUGCCGAUGCCAACCGUCUCACGGUGCUCUCCACAUUCCUUCUUCAAAUUCUUGAGCGCAUCUCCCGUCGGUUAGGAAUCUUUUACGCCCAGCUUGCUCAAUGCUCGGUGUAUAGGCCCGAACUUGAGCGCAACCCCGCCAGAACAAGGUGGGCCCUUGUACGACGAUGUAUCCGUGAUGGAAGCUUGUUUGUGAUGGCGCAUAAAACCGCCGCGGACGUUCUCACGGCGGGUCAGCAAUCGUCUUACUACAUGUCCCGUGCCAACCCCAACCAGAAUGUCGAUUUUGACAAUGUUAUAUCGCAAGUUCGGGCGACUCUUGGCUCGGCACAAACUGAUCUGCAAAUCAAUGUACCACAGCAGCCAAUCACUCUAAAUGCUGUGCACCAAGCGAGAGGAAGAAGUAUGGGAGAUGCCAGCGCCGUUGCUACAGGGGAGAAUGCAAUGGCGCUGAAGGCUAUGAACAGCUUUGUGGAGAAGAAUAAUAAAGCAAUCAGGAGACUCAGCAAGAUGCCUCCCAUGCCGAUGAAUUUCGAGGACUUGCAGAGAUCAGUGAUGCAUAACGGCUUACACACGCCACCAGCAGAAGCACACGAAGCAAUGAUGGCCAUGGGUCUCGGCAUGAAAGGACAAGAAAUGGCCGGGCUUUCCGCCAGACUCCCAACACCCCCAUCUAGUCGCGGAUCAAGCCGUUCCCCAUCGCAGGUCCGUCAGCCAUCAAGCGGCAUGUCAUCAUCAGCAGAGAUGCUUUUAAGCAAGCUCAACCAAUCCCGUUCGCGACAGAACUCGCUCCACAGCCGCCACAAUUCGUCAGCAGGUCAUCACUACCAACCGCAGUACCAACAUCCCCCACCAUCAGCGUCAGCACAGUACGCCCCACAUUAUCCCGUCAUUGGCGGUCUUCCUACACCACCUAUGAGCGUAGCAGGUCAGCCCAAGGACAAUAUGCAUAUUGCACUAAGCUCUAUGAUGGCGCAAUUAAAUACGCGCCGACCGCGUAGCGAUAUGUCGGCUCCUGGUUCUGUAAACCGGGUAAGGUCUGCAUCCAGAUCAAGCGCGGGGAGCGUAGCAGGGCACGGACACGGACAUAUGUCUGUCCAAUCGACAAAUUCGUUACGUGCCUUCAAACUCCGGGGAAUGCUAGAAGGCGAGAGAUUUGCACCGCCAUCCUAAAGAUUGAGGAGCGGUAAUGGGGACUAGAGUUUAUCGGCGGACGAGGGAUUAGGACUAAAUAUCUGACUAGCCUCAGGGCUCAUUUAUUUGCUUUCAUUUUGAAACAAAAAGGGGUUUACUUUAUAUGUAUAUGUAUGUAUAUGCUGGUCAUUGCGAAGUCCAUUCUUUUUUUAAAUAUAUUUGGUAGAGUAGAAUUUUAUUCCCCGGGGUGAUAGAAAAAAUGAGAAUAUCCGGCGUGCCAUUGCAGCGUCGCUAAGAAUAGAAUU
Molecule: messenger RNA, 5261 nt
Organism: Hypoxylon trugodes
Lineage: Eukaryota; Fungi; Ascomycota; Sordariomycetes; Xylariales; Hypoxylaceae
Exons: 7
Coding region: 1-4995 (1664 amino acids)
Cellular component (GO): cytosol
Molecular function (GO): flavin adenine dinucleotide binding; heme binding; metal ion binding
Source: RefSeq, a predicted model, not a curated record